AUGAACCAAACUACCAUCCAUCCACUACUAUCAUCCUCACCAACUGAACCCACCAGCCAACUAACAACAACAACAACAACCACAUCAACAACAUCAACAACAUCAGCAGCAAACCAUCAACAACAACAAGAACUUACAGACGCACUACUCUUCCAAAACUUAAGAGCAAACGCACAAGAACUAGGACUAGACGGACACAGCCUAGGAUGGAACAUCAUCCAAACCAUCCACCAACAAGAACACCAACUCAUCGAACGACUACAAGCAAAACAACUAGAACUACUACUACUACUACCAAAAACAAAAACAACAAACAACAACCAACUAAUCAUUAACAAACAACUCAUCCUAAACCACAUCCUAAUCAUCAGCCCAUCAUCAUCAUCAUCAAACCAACACCAAAUCACCAACCUCAACGGAUGGAACGGACUCAUCGAAGCAGAUCGGAUCCUAUUCACUUCACCCGGAAACCCAAUCAAUCCCGAUCUCAGUUUCACUACCAUCAAACCAUCCACCUCCUUAUCCGAUGAACUCACCUCACCAGCUCAACUACGAUUCCCGAUCUACCAUCUACUCUCACCACCCGCAAAAACGAUCACCAUCCCAAGAUCAAAUAACACCAAUACCAACAAUAGGAGCAGUAGUACUAGCACUGCCCAGAGAUUGGCCUCACUCUUCGCAUCCUCCUCCAGAUCCGAAUCAGAACCACUCACCAUCCAGAUCAGACUCAUCGAUCGCCCACUAGACUCACUCGAACUCGAUCAGGCCAUCACCAGAGCUGUCUCCAAUCGGAUCAAGGAUGGCCUCGGAAGCUUGGAGGAAAACAUGCUCAAUACCAUCCAAAACUUCAUCUCUCGUCUAUCGAUCUACAACCAUUCAGCAACUGGAGGAAUCAGCUCAUCCGUAAUAGAAGAGUUCUCCUCUAUUUCAGCUACUUCUUCACUCCAACUGGCUACCAACCAAGAGAUUGGCGAGGUGAUCCAAGAGAUGUAUCACGAGAUCGAUCAACAACUCGAGCGAGAGUACCACCAAGAACUCGAGCAGGAUCAGGCCGAGGAGGAGACCCGGAUGAUCAUCGAUCACACCUUGGAACUCAUCGAGGAAGUCGUCUGUCUAGAAUUGUACGAUCGAUUCUUUGAGCAAUCUUCGCUGGAAGAUCAGCAACUUACUGAGAAGAUCGCCCAGUUGAAUCUACUCGAUCUCACACUGGAUCACUUGGGUCUGGAUUUGGAGAGAAGAGAGAUGGACGAUCCAGAUGGGAUCAUCACCAUCCGCAAUGGACUGGAUGAGAUCAUAAAAACUGCUUCGAUCGAACUAUCUCGACUUGAGGACGGUGAAUGUCGCUCCCCUCGGGACAAAGUUGGGGUCUAUGUGACCGUUCACAAGCUGAUCGUUGAUGGAUUAAGUUCGCUGCCGCCAAUCCCGAUGAAAAAGGAGGGCAUCCCAGCUGGUGUUAUCACAGCCGGACAACUAUCGCAAGAUCAAAGCAUCAACUCUAAUGAGGUUGAGAUGUCACAUACACUCGAUCGUACUGGGAUCCCGACGGAUACGACGACGACGACGACUACGAUGAUGAUGGAUAGAACCCUUCCGAUGUCUACGCCCCUUCGUCCCUUGCCGAAGGAUCAGGCUUCUGCAAGCGAGCUCUUGGAUGCCAUGCACACCAGUCUGAUCGAUGAUCCACCUGGGCCCCCUGCUUCUGCGCCACCCGCUCAAGAUCUCCAUCCUCGCUCGCCCGAUCCCGCGAAGCUCAACAAACCACGGCCCAACUCUUCGAGUGCCGACCUAAUCCUGCCCAUCCUCAUCUACCUGAUCAUCAAGGCCAAUCCCAACAGACUGAUCUCGAAUUUGAACUACGUCAAUCGGUUCCGUUACCAGCGAUUGAUCAAGGGCGAGACGGACUAUUGUCUGGUGAACUUCAGCGUGAGCUGCGAGUUCAUCAAGAACUUUGUUGGCCUCGAUGGCUCUGAAAAUUUCCAGUCGCAGCAAAGCAUGACCAUUCCGGCGGUCGCCGGACGUUCGGUAGAGCAGGCUGAAGGAAGCACAUCCAGGGGCCGGGCCGGAUAUGGGACGUUUCCUUCGCCGAUCAAGCGUGGUCGGGAGAAAACUGGGAAUAGUGAAGUUGAAGUUGCAUUGAUUGCAGCUAGUCGAGCGGUCGGAGGGGUAUUGAUGGGCGGGUACCAGAAGGUGAUCUCGAGCUCCCUAUUGGACGGGUCUGCGGCCAAGCUCGGUCUGGUGGCUGGCGGGGGUGGUGUAGCCCGCUCGGCCCCGCGGACGUUGGAGGACGUCAAGAAGCUGAUCGGGUCCGGCGUCGCAGGCCGACGCGAAGCCGGAAACAGCGGCGGCGGCUGGGGCACCCGCGUCGGCUUGCUUCGGCGCCACCAAUCAUCCACUACGGUGACUCCCGAUGGGGAUCCUCUCGUCGACUCGCCCAGCUCGCUUGCGUCUAAUCCCGUCAAACGCUUCAGCUCGCUCUUCCACACUAAUAAUCAACCCGCUUCCCUCCUCUCUGCUCCCCCCGUCUCCUCCACUCUCCUUCCUCCCACCUCUUCAGCUUCUGUUUCGGCUUCGGAUCUGGGCGAGGACGAUAAGGGGUCCUCGUCCAUCGGCCAACGUCUAUCCCAUCUCUCCGGCUUUCGCAAGUUACAGACCCAUCAAUCGUCUGCUCUUCUCCCUUCCAAAUCCCACGAAUCUCUCACCUUGCGUCCAUCUCUGAAUGAGGAGAGUGUUGGUGCUGCGUGUGGGACGGACAUGAUUGAUGAUGAGGAACAUCGGACGGCACAACAGAGCGGGCCGAUCGAGCGGCUGGAACGGUGUGUGAACAGCGACCAAUUGAUGCUCUCUGAUGUUCCCCUUCUGUUGGCGGAUUAUCAGAGGUUGGCUAGGAUUGGUCGACGGGCUGGGUUGUGGUGA
Molecule: messenger RNA, 2913 nt
Organism: Puccinia graminis f. sp. tritici CRL 75-36-700-3
Lineage: Eukaryota; Fungi; Basidiomycota; Pucciniomycetes; Pucciniales; Pucciniaceae
Exons: 8
Coding region: 1-2913 (970 amino acids)
Biological process (GO): vesicle-mediated transport
Cellular component (GO): endocytic vesicle; cytosol
Molecular function (GO): guanyl-nucleotide exchange factor activity; small GTPase binding
Source: RefSeq, a predicted model, not a curated record